This is a messenger RNA of Sporisorium graminicola, 339 nucleotides long. RefSeq lists its product as uncharacterized. The record is from RefSeq and is a predicted model, not a curated record. Bases 1 to 339 code for a protein of 112 amino acids. Lineage: Eukaryota; Fungi; Basidiomycota; Ustilaginomycetes; Ustilaginales; Ustilaginaceae. The transcript is spliced from 2 exons.
AUGUCACAGCCAGGCUUUGCGCCCUACUGGAAGGGUGGGCUUCGACCCAGCACCACUCACGAAAACUUCAGCCCCGUCAUCGACACUGUCAACGAAAACGCGUUCAGCUUCUUCCGUACGAUUCAGAGCUUUGCCGAGCAGUCCAUGUUCGAAUUGCAGAUCCAGUUCCCGCCUGAGGACACCUGCGCCAUUCAGCGCCAAGCUAACGAACAUGUAGCGCAGAGACCCGCACAAAGAGAGCCAGCUACUGCUGCCGCUCAGACGCACCCCGCCAAGUCUUCGAACAACGACGAAAAAUACCGCUCAUCGUAUGUACCUACGCUCAAGAAGCACAGUUGA